This is a messenger RNA of Cadophora gregata, 540 nucleotides long. RefSeq lists its product as uncharacterized. NCBI's taxonomy places the organism in Eukaryota, Fungi, Ascomycota, Leotiomycetes, Helotiales, Ploettnerulaceae. Gene Ontology annotation, cellular component: histone deacetylase complex. Bases 1 to 540 code for a protein of 179 amino acids. The record is from RefSeq and is a predicted model, not a curated record. Gene Ontology annotation, molecular function: protein binding; transcription coregulator activity. Gene Ontology annotation, biological process: regulation of DNA-templated transcription. The transcript has 3 exons.
AUGGCCCCUCCAAGAUCAAAACCUCAGCCAGACGAUUCGAGGUCUGAAGCGUCAAGUACGAAGGAGAAGGCCACCACAAGCACUGCGAAUGCCACGAAUGGCAAAGGUCGACGCGUUGCUGGCAAUGCAGCUGGCGGAAGCUCUUUGAGAGAUGUUGUGACUGCAGGGCCUAGUAGCACAGCUGCAGGAGCUUCCAUGACAGCCGUUGCAGAAAACGCUCCCGGUCUUCAAUGGUCUACCUUUGAUGCUGCAGUUCUACACGGUUACCGAUUUGAUUAUCAUUUGAAUACGCCCGCCGCAUUCAACAACCCCUACAAUCAACUUGUUCUCUCCCGAUCUCCUAUUGGUCAUAUGUCACCUUCAAUGUCACGUCGGAAAGAGCAGCGCAGGCAGAGCAAGGAACAGUUAGCGAAUACCGUAAGAAAGCACUUCAACAGUAUGGGUAUCGCCGAGAAUGAAGUCGUUGUGGACUUUCUGUACAAGGUUCGAUGGCAGGACAAGAAUUUUCGUAUGAGAUUCUAUCCCCAGCGACCUCGAUGA